CCGUGCCUGAUUCCUGAGGCGACCGCGCAUUGUGAUUAUGUUGCGCCAGAUUCCUCCCACAUCAAGUUUGGCUCUGUCUUUCCUUCGUCUUGGUGCAUGUUGUUUGCAUAUGCAGUCUAGUGCGCGCUAAAAUAUAGACAGACAUCGUGGAAGGACUGCGAGAAUUCAGUAGAGACGUGCUAGCAUGGCAGCUACAAAUGCCGACCCAGCAGGCGUCGCAUUUGAAGACGUAAAAGUCAUAUGCUAUAGAUUCUAGUAAUGUUAGAAGUAUAUCUAGUCUAAAUAUUUACUCACAUAAAGCCAUUUGUGCUAAUCUUCUCGCGAACUCGUAGGAUCCUGUAUUUCAAUAUUCUUUCGGGGCAGCUUUGGCUGCCUAAGAAUGAUAGCACACCGGGCAUUUACUAUCUACUACAUGAACAAAGCACGGGAACAUUCAGGCAGCAUCUACUUAAAAUUUGAUGAAGCAUUGCGAUGUUACGCGUAUCUGUGCCGUCGAUGGCAAAUGAUAUGCCUUGUCAAUCCACCAUUUUCACAGUGCUUUUAUAUACCCACACCACAGUCUAACUAGUAACUAGACUGUUCUUAGUCCGAUGAAUUAAAGUGAGACCCUCCGCCAACUAUGACGUCGCGCAGGGCUGUAUGAUCCGAGAUGCAAACAGGCAGCUGCUUUUCCCACCCCAUCAGAGACAGCCAAGCUGCCUGCAGGUUAUAAAAAGAACAUGAUCCAUAAGCGCGACCAUUGAACCCUGCUGUCUAACGUGUUCAAC
Messenger RNA from Aspergillus welwitschiae, 767 nucleotides. RefSeq lists its product as uncharacterized. NCBI's taxonomy places the organism in Eukaryota, Fungi, Ascomycota, Eurotiomycetes, Eurotiales, Aspergillaceae. Bases 380 to 568 code for a protein of 62 amino acids. The transcript has a single exon. The record is from RefSeq and is a predicted model, not a curated record.